AUGGAGGAUCUCUUUCAAGUCCUCACACCUCCAGAAGAAAUCAUGGACUCCUCCGAUGGAUUUUUUCGUCGAAUGAGACCAGACACACCUAGGCCAUCACUCAGUGAAUCACAUUCAGACCCGACCAGCUCCCACCGUAGCACUGAGAACCUUCGACGUCUCUCCAACAUCAUGUAUCAACAUGGGUUUUUGUCUGGGAUGUACUCUGAUGUAGUGGUUCGAGCUUUGAAGCAUGAGUGGAAGCUUCACAAAUUAGUAUUAUGCCAUAACGACUACUUUUCUGGAAUGCUUCAAGGACCAUGGCUAGAGAAGGAUCGAGAUACGAUUGAAAUCAACUUUGAUGAUCCUAAUGUAACUGUGGAAGCUAUGACAAUUGUACUCGCUCGAACUUAUGGUCAUUUUGAAAUGGGGAUAAACAUGCGCAAUGUGUGUGCGCUGCUAGCAACAGGGGCUUUUUUUGGUGACAAGGAUUUAUGUGAAGCCUGUGUCGAAUUCAUAAACGAGGACUUGUCAAAAGAGACGCUUCAAAAUUAUUUCGAAUUUGCAGAUGCUCAUUACUAUGGAACUUAUUCGGAUAGUAUAAUUGACGCUUGCUUUACGAAACUUUGCCGUGACGGAUAUGACGAGCUUAAAGACGUCUUGACUGUGCUACCACUCAAGUGGUUGGAACGUAUACUAGCAGCAGACUGCUUUUACGUACCAUCAGAAAUGGAGCGAUAUCGAUUCAUUAAGGAAGUCAUUGCCAAACGUAAAUCAUUGAAUGUGGAUGGCAGUAGUGUCGAGAGCAGUAGUAGGAUUGAAAUUGCUGCCAAAGUCAGUGGAGGGUUGCCACUAACACCGCCCAAAACACCUAUACGUGGAAUGCGAGUAUCCAUAGAAGGGCUCUUCAUUGGUGAAAGUGACUCACUGAGUCCAAAAUCGACUCGAUAUGAUAAUUUGGUUGAUUCAUCUGCUGCUGUACUCUUUGGACCCUUGACUCCAGUAGAUGAACAUACUGACAUGGACGAUGGUGGUGAAAUGCUGCAUGAAGGUGCUUGUGAUCAUAGCACCGAAUAUGCAGAAGAUGGUGAAUCGACUGACUCUGAGGCUAGAUCAGAGUCCAGUACUUCUCUGCGCUACAAGGUGGAUGAACCAAAUCCAUAUCGUCGUAUGCUGGGUCAUGGUUCAAUAUUCUCACAUCUCAAGUUUGAGGACUUGCUGGCGAUCCGAGACGAUAAUAGCAUCCUGCCAUAUACAGUCCCCGAACGAGUACUCCAACGUGCAUUGUGGGUGCAACAAGAGCUUCGAUGUCGUAUCGAAUCAUCACCAGACGACCUAGUCGAAUUAGGUCUCGCAUAUGAUACUCGAGAUAUAACGGACGCACGCGCGUCAUCACCAAUUAGCUUAGCCGGGCUGAGCUCACAAGAUGUUGCUAUUGUGCCUGCAGAUGACACCGACAAGAUUGAUGGCCGGCGACUAAGUGAUGUCUUGUCACAACCAGUGUAUUCACAUUCGGCAAUCAAGUUCCCACCUUUUCGAUUUGGUGCCGAGUUUACGGAUUUGAGGAGGUUGCAUGGUGGUUGUCGCUUCUAUAGCAAGACGACCUAUUAUGCCGGUUCGUCCUGGGUCAUCUACUUGCAAAAGAUUGUCGUCGAUGGGAUUCCUAAACUUGGUAUCUAUCUGCAGCGAUGGGCACCCGACGCUAACGAGACACCAGAUCCGUUACUUGCACCUCCUUCUCAUCGCCUGUCUCACUAUCUCGAUCGUCGAGUUGAAUGCAAGGUGUUUUUCAGGAUGUAUAUCUUCUUUGGGUCAUCAAAGAUUCGAUGCUAUGUAUUGGAAUCUAAACCUGACUUGUUUAAGAAUACUCAGUCGUGGGGAUGGAGAAGUCAUAGGCUCUUCAAAGAUGCCUUAUUUGUUGAGAUGCCAAGAAGGAAUGACUCUAUGCGAUGUACUGUAGUCAUGGGGAUUGUCUAA
Synchytrium microbalum is the source of this 1956-nucleotide messenger RNA. RefSeq lists its product as uncharacterized. The transcript has 8 exons. Bases 1 to 1956 code for a protein of 651 amino acids. Gene Ontology annotation, molecular function: protein binding. The record is from RefSeq and is a predicted model, not a curated record. Lineage: Eukaryota; Fungi; Chytridiomycota; Chytridiomycetes; Synchytriales; Synchytriaceae.